Molecule: messenger RNA, 6904 nt
Organism: Cololabis saira (Pacific saury)
Lineage: Eukaryota; Metazoa; Chordata; Actinopteri; Beloniformes; Belonidae
Gene: lamb2l
Product: laminin, beta 2-like
Exons: 35
Coding region: 231-5756 (1841 amino acids)
Biological process (GO): cell migration; basement membrane assembly; substrate adhesion-dependent cell spreading
Cellular component (GO): laminin trimer
Molecular function (GO): extracellular matrix structural constituent
Source: RefSeq, a predicted model, not a curated record
CGUUUGACUGUGAACGUGAGCCUCUGAUUUUAAACACUUCAAAGUCUGGCUGACUACCGCUCUCGCAGGUGUGUCCCAGCUUAGUGAUUAAUCGAGCACAUAAAAAAGAAAAAGGAGAAGAAGACCAUGAUUCUAGCAUCCACUUUACAUCUGAAGUGUUUGUGUGUUUGAGUUUACACAGCGAGACACAUCCUUGCCAGAGAGAGGUGUCCGUGCGUCCAGGGGUCCAGAUGUCCGUCAUGACUGCACAGCUGAGCCUGCUCUUCCUGGCUCUGAGCGCCGCCGGCCAGGAGCUGCCGUCCAGCCCCCACGGCUGCACCGAGGGAAGCUGUUACCCGGCAACCGGGAACCUGCUGAUCGGACGCUCCGUCAACCUGACGGCCUCGUCCACCUGCGGCCUGGACGGCCCGCAGCAGUACUGCAUCGUCAGCCACCUGCAGGAGCCGGACAAAUGCUUCGAGUGCGACUCCCGGCGGCCCCACGACCUGUACCACCACCGGAACAGCCACCGCAUCGAGAACGUGAUCUACCUGACGGGCGGCGACGGAGACCACACCUGGUGGCAGUCGGUCAACGGUAAGGAGGACGUGAGCCUGAGACUGAACCUGGAGGCCGAGUUCCACUUCACGCAUCUCAUCAUGAAGUUCAAGACCUUCCGGCCCGCGGCCAUGAUCAUCGAGCGUUCCGCUGACUUCGGCCGGACCUGGCGCCCCUACCGCUACUUCGCCUCCAACUGCACCAGGACGUUCCCGGGCAUCCCGUCCAACGGCCUGCACCACAUCAACGACAUCAUCUGCGAGGAGCGCUACUCCGACAUCGAGCCCUCCACCAACGGAGAGGUCAUCUACAAAGUCCUGGAUCCCUCCAUCCCUGUGAACGACCCGUACAGUCUGGACAUCCAAGAGCUGCUGCGCAUCACCAACCUGCGGAUAAACUUCACAAAGCUCAACACCCUGGGAGACGACCUGCUGGACCGCCGCUCCGACGUCCUGCAGAAAUACUACUACGCCAUCUACGAGCUGGUGGUCCGGGGCAGCUGCUUCUGCUACGGCCACGCCUCCGAGUGUGACCCGGUGCCGGGCGUCAACACCCGGGAGAGCGGCAUGAUCCACGGCCAAUGCGUCUGCAAACACAACACGGAGGGCCUGAACUGCGAGCGCUGCAGGGAUUUCCACCACGACCUGCCGUGGAGGCCGGCGGAGGCCGAGAACCCGCACACCUGCAGAGAGUGCAACUGCAACGGCCACUCCGGCCAGUGCCACUUCGACAUGGCGCUGUAUCUGGCCACGGGCAACGCCAGCGGGGGCGUCUGUGACGGCUGUCUGCACAACACCAUGGGACGCAACUGCGAGAUGUGCAAGCCGUUCUACUACCAGGACCCCAACAGGGACACCAGGGACCCGAGAGUCUGUGUUGCCUGCGACUGCGACCCGGUGGGAUCGUUGGACGGCGGCGUGUGCGACAGCCACACCGACCUGGACAUGGGGAUGAUUGCGGGCCAGUGCCGCUGCAAGGCCAAUGUUAAGGGAGCGCGCUGCGACGACUGCAAGGAGGCUUAUUACGGUCUGAGCCAGAACGACCCGCUGGGCUGCCAACCUUGCAACUGCGACCCUCGGGGGAUCAUCAUGAUGGGAGCUCCUUGUGAUCAGAUCAGCGGCGACUGCUCCUGCAAGAGAUACGUCACCGGACGCUACUGCAGCGAGUGCUUGCCGGAGUACUGGGGGCUGAGUAACGACCUGGCAGGCUGCAGACCAUGUGACUGCGACUUCGGUGGAGCCGUCAACAACAGGUGCAUGAUGGAGAGCGGCCAGUGCGACUGCAGGAUGCACCUGAUUGGUCGGCAGUGUUCGGACGUGCAGCCCGGCUACUUCUGCGCUCCGCUGGACUUCUACAAGUACGAGGCUGAGGAUGCUACUGGCCACGCCCCCGUCGACCCCGUGCUGCCGGGUAAGGUCCGUCCCCAGGCGGCCGACGACUGCAUCCAGCACCUCAGCAACCAGGCCCGGCGGCACCGCCGGCACCGGCGCAUCUCCAGCUCUCAGCAGUAUCAGACGGCGCUGAGGCGGAUCCGGCAGCUGCAGCAGACGCCCGACGUGACGGUGCUGAACCGGGAACACGGACGCAGCCACAUGGUGACCUGGACCGGGCCCGGCUUCGCCCGGGUCAAGGACGGAGCCGGCCUGGUGUUCACCAUCGACAACGUGCCCUACGCCAUGGAGUACGACAUCAUGCUGCGCUACGAGCCCGAGUCGACGGAGGACUGGGAGGCCGUGGUCAGCAUCACCUCCGAGCAGCUGCCGUCCAGCCUGCGCUGCGGGAACCUGCUGCCCACGGAGCAGCUGUACACGGAGACGCUGCUGCACCGCAACAGGUACAUCCAGAUGUCCAGGCCCUUCUGCUUCGAGCCCAGUAACCGCUACGUGGUCUCCAUCCGGUUCCAGCGCCACGGCGUGGCCCACCGACACCUGACCGCCUUCAUCCUCAUCGACUCGCUGGUUCUGAUCCCCAAGUACACGGAGCUGCCCGGUUUCCAGGGCAGUGAUCCGGAGGCGGAGCGGCGUCGGGAGAACAUGGUCCGCUACAUGUGUCUGGACUCGUUCAUGAUCACGCCCACGCCGGUGCUGGCGGAGAUGUGCUCCAGACUCAUCUGCAGCAUCUCCUCGCUGAUCCACGACGGCGCCCUGCCCUGCCACUGCGACCCCCAGGGCUCCCUCAGCGGCGAGUGCAACGAGGUCGGAGGUCAGUGCCGCUGCAAGCCCAACGUGAUGGGGCGGCGCUGCGACCGCUGCGCGCCGGGGACGUACGGCUUCGGGGUGAGCGGCUGCACGGCCUGCGACUGCCACUCCGAGGGCUCCUCCAGCCACCAGUGCAACCCGGUCACGGGCCAGUGCCCCUGCCGGCCCGGCGCCGUGGGCCGCCAGUGUUCGGACUGCCGGCCCGGCCAGUGGGGCUUCCCCAGCUGCAGCCCCUGCCAGUGCAACGGCCACGCCGACCUCUGCGACCCCCGCAGCGGCGAGUGCAGCACCUGCCGGGACGACACCGCAGGACACCAGUGUGAACGCUGCGUGGACGGGUUCUUCGGGAACCCGGUGCUCGGCUCCGGCGAGCGCUGCCGGCCCUGCCCCUGCCCCGGGAACCCCGGCUCCGACCACUUCAACGGACACUCCUGCCGGGCCGACGGCGCUGCCAAUCAGAUCGUGUGCGACUGCAAGCGCGGCUACGACGGUCCCCGCUGUGAUCAGUGUGCCCCCGGUUACUACGGCAACCCGGAGCAGGCCGGCGGCCGGUGCCUCCCCUGCGAGUGCAACAACAACAUCGACCCCCAGGACCCCGGGUCAUGUGACCCCAGGACCGGCCAGUGUCUCCGGUGCCGGUACUACACCGACGGGCCGUCCUGUGAGCAGUGUGAAUCCGGUUACUACGGCAACGCCUUGGUCCAAGACUGCAGACGCUGCACCUGCGUGACGGCCGGCGCCCUGCAGUCCAGCUGCCCCGGCGGACAGUGCCAGUGCGACCGCGAGUCCGGUGCCUGCCUCUGCAGGGACAACGUGGGCGGCCACAGCUGCGACCAGUGCGCCCCGAACCACUGGAACUACGGUCAGGACGGAGGCUGCGAGCCCUGCAACUGCGACCCGCGGCACUCCCUGGGGGCCCACUGCAACAUGUUCACGGGCCAGUGCCACUGCCGGCCCGGCUUCGGGGGGAAGCGGUGCACCGAGUGUGAGCAGUUCCACUGGGGAGACCCGCAGGUCCAGUGCGAAGAAUGCAACUGUCACCCGCUGGGCUCGGAGAUGGCCCAGUGCAACCAGACGAGCGGGCAGUGCGAGUGCCGGACUGGGAUGGCGGGCAAGCGCUGCGACGAGUGUGCCCGUGGCUACACGGGCGACUUCCCACACUGCGUCCAGUGUCACCCGUGCUUCCAGCUGUGGGACGACACCAUCUGCCAGCUGAAGAGGGACCUGGACGAUGUGGAGUACACCGUGCAGAGGAUCCUGGAGGGAGGGGCCACGCCCGGCGUCGGGGGCUCGCGCAUCAUGGAGCUGGAGAAGAAGCUGCAGCGGGUCCGGGAUCUACUCAGAACUCAAGACAGCGACGGGAUCCACCAGCUGAUAGGACAGAGCGUCGACGACCUCAGAGCCGAGAUCGCCCUCAUGGACGGACGCGUGAUGGACGUCGGCCGCGAGCUGAAUACCACGGACAGACAGAACGGGGUCCUGAAACGCACGCUGGACGACCUGGAGAAAGACCUGAGGGACAUCAACAACACCGUCGCCCACAAGCAGCGCCAGCUGGACGAUCACCUGACCUCAGGAUUCGCAGACCAGUUCGAAAAACUGAAGAAGGCCCACAAGGAGUCGGUGCAGGCGGAGAGGAGGUGCAACGCUACGACGGAGUCGCCGUCCGGGCCCGUCAGCCAGUCCAAGGCCACCCGGAACCGCACCGAGGACCUGCUGGACGCCAACCGGGACCGGCUGCUCCAGGCUCUGGGCUCCAUGAACCGCUCCAUCGACGAGCUGCAGGACGAGGCCAGUCACCUCGGAGAGAAGGUCCGGCGCCUCAGCCACAAGGUGUGCGGUGGCCAUGGCAACGCCACAGCCGACGGCAGAUGCCCAGACAGCCCGUGUGGCGGCGCGGGUUGCCGUGACGACCAGGGUAACCGCGUGUGCGGAGGAGAGGGAUGCGACGGGGCGGUGAGCGCCUCCGUAGCGGCGCUGAAGGAUGCUAAGAAUGUCACGGAGAGUCUGAAGGCCGCCGGUCAGGAGCUGCAGGGCGUCUCCAAAAAGCUCAAGGACAUCGCCUCCCUGGCCCAGGACGUCAAGGCCCAGGCCAUGAAGUCCAUGGAGAAAGCCCAGAAGAAGAAGGAACACUUUGAGAAGAACAACAAGAAGCUGAAGGACUUCAUCAAGGAGGUCAAGGACUUCCUGACGGAGGAGGGUGCUGACCCAGAGAGCAUAGAGAAGGUUGCUCUGCAGGUUCUGGCCAUCACGCUGCCCUUCAACUCGUCCACCCUGGAGAAGGUGAUCCAGCAGAUCCAGGGCAGCCUGAACAACCUGACCAACGUGGACCGGAUCAUCAACGAGACGUCGGGCCAUAUCAACACAACCAGGGAGCUGCUGGAGCGAGCUAGAGACGCCAAGAACCGAGCGAUGAACGUGAAGAACACGACGGCGGAGGUGAAGCAGGCUCUGAGUGAGACGGAGAAGGCCAUGAAGAAGUCCAGGGAGGCCCUGAGGGACGCCCAGGACAACCUGAACGGCACCAAGGAGGCCACGGCCCAGGUGGAGAAGAGGCUGGACGGGCUGGAGGGGAAGCAGAUGCAGCUCAUGAUGGAUCUGAGCAACCUCUCGUCCAGCGUGGAGUCUCUCCGGAACAAGACUGAGCUGAACCGGCGCAUGGCCAAGGACGCGCUGGCGCUGGCCAACAACGCCAGCAGGCAGGCGGCGUCGCUGGAGAAGAGCCUGAACGACACGGAGAAGCUGUACCAGCAGCUGCAGAUGAAGGUGGAGUCGCUGGGCGGGGAUGCGGGCGACGCCAACAUCCACCAGAAGGCCAAGAACAUGACGCGGGAGGCCAAGGACCUGCUGGAUAAAGCUCAGCGGGGGAUUCAGGACCUCGACAAGCUGCAGCAGCGGUUCCGGUCCAACGAGGAGCGGAUGCAGCGGCAGCGCGAGGAGCUGGACGACCUGAAGAGGAACGUGACGGUGGUCCGGGACGCCAUCCGGGAGCAGGUGCAGAAGUACAGCAACUGCCAGUGACGACGCCAUCGCCGUCGCCACGGCGACCGCCCCAGGACGCUCUCUCAUGACUCAGGCCGACAUCAGGCGAGGUCUGAACCCUCCGGACCCGGACUGAACCGGACUGAACCGGCUUUAACCGGACUGACCCGGACUGAACCCCCAGGGGUCGGAGCUCCACCGCCGGAUGUUCCACUUUAAGCUAUUUCAUCAAGUGAAUCACAUGUGGAUAUUUUAGUUCCAUUGAUCUAAUCUAAGUUUAUACGACAUAAACUACAAGAACAUAUCGUAAAUAUGACGUCGUCUACGGAAGAGUAUUAGGGCCAGGCAGGAGAAAAAUAAGAAUAAUAUUUUAGAGGAGGAAGAUUUUUUUUUCAUUAUACACUUAAAAUCAAUUUCGAGGAAAAAGUCGAAAUGUCGAGACAAAAGUCGAAAUGUCGAGAAAAAAGUAGAAAUUUCGAGAAAAAAGUAAAAAUUUCGUGAAUAAAGUUGAAAAUUCACCUUUUUUCUCAACAUUUCAAUUUUAUUCACGAAAUUUCGACUUUUUUUUUUUGAGAAAAAAGUUGAAAUGUCAAGAAAAAAGUCGAAAUUUCGUGAAUAAAAUUGAAAUGUUGAGAAAAAAGGUGAAUUUUCAACUUUAUUCACGAAAUCUUUACUUUAUUCUUGGAAUUGUAUUUCAACAUUAAUCUCGAAAUUUCAAGUUUUUUCCUCCAAAUUGUAUUUCAACAUUAAUAUCGACAUUUCGACUUUAUUCACGAAAUUUCAACUUUAUUCACGAAAUUGUAUUUCAACUUUAUUGUCGAAAUUUUUACUUUAUUGUCGAAAUUUUUACUUUAUUUACGAAAUUUCAACUUUAUUCUUGAAAUUGUAUUUCAACAUUAAUCUCGACAUUUCAACUUUUUUCUCGAAGUGCACAAUAAAAAAAAAAAUCUUUCCCUCUCAAAUAUUUUUUCUCCUGCUUGGCCCUAAUACUCUUCCGUAGUGAUUGUACUGCUGAGAGAGUUUGUUUUUUUUCCCCACGGGAUAUUCUGACAUUUCUUUGUGCAAAAUGUUUGAAUUAAUGUUGGAUGCCUGUUGUGUAGAAAAUAAAUGUGUAUCUUUCAUGAAAACAAUCACUCUGAAAUGUUUUGUGGAGGGAAAUAAAUGUGGUAAAGUUCAUGUUACCGUCA